Fukomys damarensis (Damara mole-rat) is the source of this 521-nucleotide messenger RNA. It is a transcript of the gene CUNH5orf52, whose product is annotated as chromosome unknown C5orf52 homolog. NCBI's taxonomy places the organism in Eukaryota, Metazoa, Chordata, Mammalia, Rodentia, Bathyergidae. The record is from RefSeq and is a predicted model, not a curated record. The annotation marks the transcript as partial. The transcript is spliced from 3 exons.
CUUGUGGUUUACACUUCCUUUGGGAGGAGCCCAACCUGUCCAACACUCUUAGUCUGCUCGUUUCUCAAUGGCUCAGGGAAAAGCUUAAUGAAUUGCAGUGAAGCGGCUGUGAAAAAAGUUUUACCCAAGAGUCAUUUGUCUCAGGUGAUUAUGCGUGAUAACCUCCAUGCCCAACGAACCUAUGAGCUGCAGGAGAAAGCCUUGGAGAAGGCCAAGAAAAAGACAAUCCAAUGGUAUGAACAUCUGAAAAAACAGCUCCUAACACACCAGCUGAGAAAGCUGGAGCACUGGAGACAGGAAUCCCUGAAAAUUCAGCCAUACUUGGACAGCUUGAGGGCGUAUGAAAUCCAGUUGAAACUGCAGUCUUCCAGGAACAGGCAGCCGCCCUAGGCACGGCAGAAUGAUCUGCACCAGGGCCACAAUGACAUCAGCCAGACCGGGGCGGGGGGGAGCUAGAAUGAGCCAGCCCACCCCACCGUAAACCAAUAAAGCAACGCCACAGACAGCGGGGACACAAAGAA